Neolamprologus brichardi is the source of this 1363-nucleotide messenger RNA. RefSeq names its product purinergic receptor P2Y11 (gene p2ry11). Gene Ontology annotation, cellular component: plasma membrane. Gene Ontology annotation, molecular function: neurotransmitter receptor activity; G protein-coupled ATP receptor activity. The record is from RefSeq and is a predicted model, not a curated record. Lineage: Eukaryota; Metazoa; Chordata; Actinopteri; Cichliformes; Cichlidae. Gene Ontology annotation, biological process: G protein-coupled receptor signaling pathway; calcium-mediated signaling.
CUUCUCGCUCACUUCUAUCACUGACAGAGAUAAGAAUGGUACUUGAGAAGCGUUUCAUAUUUUCCCUACCUAUCGCGCAGGAAUUAACUUUCAAGUCAUAACGCACUAUUCGUCACCCUUUCGGGCUUGGACAGUUCUAACAGUGUACCUAAAAGCAAAUUAAAAGCAUGCUGUCUAACUUCUCUAAAUGUGAGAAGUUUCAAACAGGCGCCCUGCCUGUGGUGUAUGGAGUUGAGUUUGUUGUGGCUCUGGCUGGAAAUCUGUUCGCCCUGUGGCUGCUGGUCGUCAAAGAGAGAAGAAACUGGCACACCGGUGUUGUUCUGUCAUGCAACUUGGCCAUCAGCGACCUGCUGUACGUCCUCACCCUGCCGUUGUUGAUCGUCUACUACUCAAAGGACAAGCACUGGAUGUUCGGCGACGCUGUGUGCAAGCUGGAAAAGUUUCUUUUCACAUGCAACUUAUAUGUGAGCAUCUUCUUCAUCAUGGCGAUAAGCGUGAAUCGAUGCGUGGCCCUCGCUUGUCCAUUUUUCACCCGCUCUUAUAUAACGCCUGGCCACGCCAAGGUCACCAGUAUAAUCAUAUGGGUCAUCGUUGGAGUCAUUUCCAGUCCGGUGUUGAAAUUUGCCUCUGUUUGCUCAGAUGGGUCUAAUAACAAAAUUCAGUGCGUGUCCUUCUGCAACGAGACUGAACACCCUCACUACUUUUACAAAUUUUUCCUCUCUGUGUUUGGGUGUCUCGUUCCCUUCCUGGUUACUUUCACUUCUUACUGUGUGGUGAUUUGGGUAGUUUGGAAGAAUGUCAACCUAACCCCUCUUGAGAAACGCAAAGUCGCCCUGUUAGUCGCAUCAGUGCUUGUGCUGUAUGCCAUUUCUUUCGUGCCUUAUCAUUUCUUUCAGAUUUAUCACUUGCAUCUAAGAUUGUUGCAUCCGGACAACGCUGUCUGUUGGAUCUAUGAUAUGUACCAAGUGUCAAAGGGACUGGCAACUGUGAACAUGUGUAUCCAUCCGGUCCUUUACAUGGCUGUGUUUGACAGUAUGAGAGUAGCGUGUUGUGGAAAAAGCUCAGAAGACAACAUCGGGGGGUGAUGAGCUGUUGCUCUUGCUGUGGUUUUUGUGUACACAUGCAAUGCACUGCAUAUAGCACUUGCUUGGCUUUCUUGUAGCUAUUUUAUUUCAAAGUGUUAAUAGUCUCUAUUAUGACUUUUCAAACAGUUUCUGUAUUAAAGACUUCUUCCUUUGUUGUGCAUCUAAAACACUUUCAUUAUGUUUCUUUUGGUUAAUUUAUAGUUCUCUAUGGUUUCUUCAUACAGGUCUUCGUGUUUUUUCACAAAUUUUCAGUCCAGUCCUUGCAUCUGAUCACAUCA